This is a messenger RNA of Hordeum vulgare subsp. vulgare (domesticated barley), 1852 nucleotides long. RefSeq names its product protein NRT1/ PTR FAMILY 4.6-like. The record is from RefSeq and is a predicted model, not a curated record. Gene Ontology annotation, molecular function: transmembrane transporter activity. Gene Ontology annotation, biological process: transmembrane transport. Bases 43 to 1722 code for a protein of 559 amino acids. Gene Ontology annotation, cellular component: membrane. The transcript has 5 exons. NCBI's taxonomy places the organism in Eukaryota, Viridiplantae, Streptophyta, Magnoliopsida, Poales, Poaceae.
GGGCAGAUAGCCAGGCUGUGAUCAGGAGGAAUAAGAAGCACCAUGGCACUUGGAGGCUUUGUGGAUUGGAGGGGAAACGCCAUCAAUAAACAGGUGCAUGGCGGAGUCAGAGCAGCAUGGUUUUUGUAUGUUCUUACUGUGGCAUCCAACGUGGUUAUUAUCCCAAACCAGCUCAAUAUUGUUACUUAUCUCCAUGGAACAAUGCAUAUGGGGGUCUCGGGCUCUGCAACUACGGCCACCAACUUUUUUGGUGCCACAUCUGGGUUUGCAAUGAUAGGAGCUUUCCUCUCCGACUCCUACAUUACUCGCUCUAGAACUAUGCUCCUUUUUGGUCCAUUUAUGUUUCUGGGAUACGGAUUACUCGCACUGCAAGCCUACCUUCCCUCACUCCACCCACCACCUUGCAACAUUGAAACAGAAGUAAACAACUGCAAAGAGGUCCAUGGAUGGAAUGCUACCUUAUUGUAUACAGCCUUGUAUAUGAGUGCAUUUGGUGAUGGUUUUAUCCGUGUUUGCUUGGCAUCCCUCGGAGCAGACCAAUUUGACCAUGAAGAUCCCACGGAGUCUCGCCAACAGUCUAGCUUCUUUAACUGGUAUACUUUCGGAAUCUCCUUUGGAGGUUUUAUAGGGCUGAUUUUCAUAGUGUGGCUCGAGAACUACAAAGGAUGGGAUAUCGGAUUUGGGGUGUGUGCCAUCUUAAUUCUGCUUGGAUUGCUCGUAGUUGCUGCUGGCCUCCCUUUCUAUCGCAACCAAGUACCAAAAGGAAGUCCUCUAACUCCAAUACUGCAGGUUCUUGUGGUUGCAUUCAGGAACAGGAAGCUUGAACAUCCUGAGAAUCUGGAAGAAGCAUUGGAAAGCUCUGCUGGGACAAUGACAAGUUCUAUUGACAAACUCUCUCAAACAAAAACUCUGAAAUUCCUCGAUAAAGCUUGCAUCAACCGUGGUGAAAAUGGAGCCUGGUCAGUUUGCAGUGUGACGAAGGUGGAGGAGACAAAGAUUGUGCUUCGUUUGCUUCCUCUCUUCAUCAGCUCCAUGAUUAGUUAUGUACCGACCAUUAUCAUUUUCACAUUCACUGUACAGCAAGGUGGCAUGACGAACACAAGGCUGGGAAAGAUCCACGUUUCCCCUGCCACACUCUUUAUCAUCCCCACCAUAUUCCAAUUGAUAAUGCUGGCUGUCUAUGAUCAGUUCCUUGUGCCAUUCUUGCGUAGAUGCACAGGCUAUGUUGGCGGAGUCACUCAUUUGCAGCGCGUCGCCAUAGGCUUUGCCUCCAUGUUACUUGCGUCAGUCAUCGCAGCGAUUGUUGAGAAGAAGAGAAAGCAAGUUGUGGUGCCGAUGUCCCUGUUCUGGCUUGCACCUCAGUUCUUCCUUCUUGGCGUGGCAGAUGUGACGUCAUUCACAGGGCUCCUCGAAUUCUUCAACGCUGAGUCGCCACGCGGCAUGAAGUCUAUUGCCAUUGCAUUGUUAUGGUGCGAGGUGGGUCUCGCGUCAUUGAUGUCUACAUUGUUGGUGAAAACUGUGAACAUUGCCACAAGGCAUGAACAACAUGGAGGCUGGCUUGAGGGCACAAGCUUGAACAAUAGCCAUCUUGAUCUCUUCUACUGGGUUGUGGCUAUUCUUGGACUGCUUGGCUUCUUCAACUACCUGUACUGGGCCAAGAAGUAUGUGUACCAGCACAAUCCACGCAUCGUUGAGGCCACGGCGAAUCAGGGUUCGUUUUGAGAUCGAUAUUGCAUAUCUAUUGUUAUUAUGACAGAAAAAGGGAAAUAUGUCGGAUACACCAGGAUAUGGAUUAGUACAGUUUGCAAAAGAAUGUAUAAGCCCGUACCAGUGUUCUGGUUUCAUAUGCUUA